UGUGAUGGUUUGUUUGACCAGUUUAUAAAGGAAUGCGUUCCUAGUAAGCGUUUGAAGCACUGUGUGUGUAUGUGUGUAUGCACUCCCAUUUUUAGUCAAGGCCAGACGGAAGGGCAGGCUAAUGCUUUAGCAAAUUUAGAACGACUGGCAGACUGUUGGGCUGUCCGGUGAAGAAAUUCCGCCAUGCGUGAAUACAAGCUCGUAGUGCUCGGCUCGGGAGGCGUGGGCAAGUCAGCCCUGACAGUUCAGUUCGUCCAGGGAAUCUUCGUGGAAAAAUACGACCCCACAAUAGAGGAUUCGUACAGAAAGCAAGUGGAGGUAGAUGGUCAGCAGUGUAUGCUGGAGAUUCUGGACACGGCAGGCACAGAGCAGUUCACAGCGAUGAGAGACCUGUACAUGAAGAACGGUCAGGGCUUCGCUCUGGUCUACUCCAUCACGGCUCAGUCCACCUUCAACGAUCUGCAGGACCUCCGAGAGCAGAUCCUCCGAGUCAAGGACACAGAGGACGUGCCGAUGAUCCUGGUGGGGAACAAGUGUGACCUGGAGGAGGAGCGCGUGGUGGGGAUGGAGCAGGGCCAGAACCUGGCCCGCCAGUGGAACCACUGUGCCUUUCUAGAGUCCUCGGCCAAGUCCAAGAUCAACGUGCUCGACAUCUUCUAUGACCUGGUCAGACAGAUCAAUAGGAAAACACCUGUGGAAAAGAAAAAGGCUAAAAAGAAAUCGAAUUGUGUCGUCCUCUAAGCCCCCCCCCCCCUCCGCCCCCCCCCCCUCCCCUCCCUGCCGCAGCAGCUCUGAGCCAGAAUGCUGUAAUGAAGAACUGUUGCUCUGAUUGGACCGUGCCAGCAUUCCGAUGUCCCCGCCCCCCUCCCCCAGCAGCAACCAUUAACAGUGAAAUGGAUGAUCCGAUUGGCUACCAUCAAGAUCAGCAUGUCCAGUG
Messenger RNA from Osmerus eperlanus (European smelt), 937 nucleotides. RefSeq names its product ras-related protein Rap-1A-like. The coding region runs from base 184 to 741 and encodes 185 amino acids. The record is from RefSeq and is a predicted model, not a curated record. Gene Ontology annotation, molecular function: GTP binding; GDP binding; GTPase activity. The transcript has 8 exons. Gene Ontology annotation, biological process: negative regulation of synaptic vesicle exocytosis; cellular response to cAMP; Rap protein signal transduction. NCBI's taxonomy places the organism in Eukaryota, Metazoa, Chordata, Actinopteri, Osmeriformes, Osmeridae. Gene Ontology annotation, cellular component: plasma membrane.